Naegleria lovaniensis is the source of this 357-nucleotide messenger RNA. RefSeq lists its product as uncharacterized. NCBI's taxonomy places the organism in Eukaryota, Heterolobosea, Eutetramitea, Acrasida, Naegleriidae. The transcript has a single exon. The record is from RefSeq and is a predicted model, not a curated record. Bases 1 to 357 code for a protein of 118 amino acids.
AUGAACAGCAUUGGAUCGGGCUCAAGCGCCUCAUCAUCACAUCCACCAAUCACGACCAAUUUUCAAUGGGAAUUUGCCCUUAGACAAUUAGAGAUUGAAAAAGAAAGAUUACAGAUUGAAAAAGAAAGAUUACUGAUUGAAAAAGAAAAAAUACUGGCUGAAAGGGAUAAGAUUGAAAAAGAAACAUUACAGAUUGAAAAAGAAAAAUUACAGAUUGAAAAAGAAAAAUUGGAAAUUAAAAGCAAAGAAAGAAUAGAAAAGUUGCAGAUUAGAGAACGAAUAUUAAUGAAAGAGCUUGAACUGAAACACGGUCAAACUCCAAUAUCUAGCAGCAGUUCAAACGAUUCUGUUUAUUAA